AUGAUGUUGUACUGUUGCGUCGGGACAGUCGCACUCAAGAAUGGUGACAAUAAUACGAUCGGUCGGUCGCGAGUGCCCGGGAGGAGCUCCAUCGGACUUUCGGGGACGUACUCGCCGACGGCAAGCAGCUUGGGCCGUGAUGUCGAAGAGGCGAUGCACCGUAAAGAACUUCCAAGCCGCCACCUCCACACUCUCAAGACGCACAAUGGUCCGGUCAACGCGGUAACAUUUUCGAGCUAUCCUGGCACCUAUGUUUUGACAGGCUCAUCCGACCGGGCCAUCCACCUUUCUCGCGCUGUUCCUGCAAACUCGGAGAGCUCCGCGACACCUUCAGAAUCCACCAAACCCAUUCAACGAUAUGAAGCGCAUGGGUACUCGGUCCUCGAUGUUGCAGUCACGGCGGAUAAUGCUCGCUUCGCUAGUGUGGGAGGUGACAGACAAGUCUUUCUGUGGGAUGUCGAGCAAGGUGGGACCACGAGACGGUGGACCGGUCACAAUAGCAAAGUCGAGGCCGUUCAAUUUGCUGGUGAUGGCGACUCUGUAGUUGUUUCAGGCAGUGCAGAUACCACGAUCAAUUUGUGGGACACUCGCUCGAACGCCUACAAACCCAUUCAGACCCUGACAGAAGCGACUGAUACAGUCUCCUCUUUGCAUGUGCAUAUGCCUACCUAUUCCAUAGCCAGUGGCAGUUACGACGGCCACGUCCGGGUUUAUGACGUUCGCAUGGGCAAGACAACGACCGAUAUACUUGCGCAUCCAGUCACGAGCGUGCGCUGCUCAUCGGACGGCAACGCACUGCUGAUCUCUACGUUGGACAGCUAUAUCCGUUUACUGGAUCGCGCAGACGGUAAACUACUUGCAGCCUUCGGGGGGACUGUUAAGAAUAACGAGCGACCUGUGCGAGAAAUUCUCAGUCCUACACCUGACCACGUUUACCGCAACACCGAAUUGCGGGUUCGCUCCACCUUCGCACAAAAUGAUGCGGUAGUUCUGAGUGGUAGCGAAGCCCAGCCGCCGGGCGCCGGCGUGGCCCCUGGCGCCGCAGUAUUUGCGUGGGAUGUUUUGAGUGGGGAAAUCGUUACUAAAGUCCCCAUGGGGGCCAAUGUGAAGGCUGUCAGCUGUGUGGCAUGGAACCCAGCGGGCUACUGGGUGGCUGGCUGCGCAGACGGGACUGUUCGAGUCUUUGGAUGA
Messenger RNA from Penicillium diatomitis, 1191 nucleotides. RefSeq names its product WD40 repeat domain-containing protein. The transcript is spliced from 5 exons. The record is from RefSeq and is a predicted model, not a curated record. Lineage: Eukaryota; Fungi; Ascomycota; Eurotiomycetes; Eurotiales; Aspergillaceae. Gene Ontology annotation, cellular component: catalytic step 2 spliceosome. Bases 1 to 1191 code for a protein of 396 amino acids. Gene Ontology annotation, molecular function: protein binding. Gene Ontology annotation, biological process: mRNA splicing, via spliceosome.